Molecule: messenger RNA, 3753 nt
Organism: Adineta ricciae
Lineage: Eukaryota; Metazoa; Rotifera; Eurotatoria; Adinetida; Adinetidae
Source: the annotation of a GenBank genome assembly
AUGGAUUCAACAAAAUCGAAGCGGCAGCGCACUGAAUCAAGUACAAAUGAGAUGACAGCUGCAAAUCUAUUACAGAUCCUUGAUGAACAAGAGAACCUCUAUGAACUUCAUACUCAUCUUUUGGGUAUGGGUAACGCUUCCUUCUGGAUUCAAGGCAUUUUAACGGAUCAAGCAAAACUGCCUCCUCAAUAUGAUUUUGAAAAUAAUGACCUUGUAAGAAAACAUUUAGGACCAUUGGUGUGGGAUAGGAAUGCGCGAAAAUUUAUCAGCCCAGGUGACACAAUGAUGUUCUUUGAUAAACUUCGCGCAAAAGAAGACUUUGAUAAAUUAUGCAACUUACCUGAUUUUGUCAUGUUUAAAUGUUUGAAAUCUAAUGAUUUUACCUUAAUGCAAAGUCAUCUUGGCUUAACUUUUCAAGAACACUUUUCUUAUGAUAUCGUUUUCUCAAUAGAAAAUCUUCGAGAUGCUCUUAGUUUGAAAUCCGAUGAAGCAAGAGAUAUGGUUCAGGCUAUAAUUGAAGAAAAGUUAGGUAUAUAUACAAGAAGUGAUUGGCAAGAAAAAGAAUUCUUCAAGCACUGGAUUAUAUUUAAUGCACGAAAACAAGAAUUAGAAGUUGUAUAUGGUAUGACAGCAGAAGAUUUACGAAUAUUAAUUGGUGGGGCCAAACCAAUUCAUCACCUAACUGAUCCAGCACAACGUGAUGCACGAGCACAUAUUAUUAAUGCAUUUUCAAUGAUGAAUGCAGAUGGUAGUGAGCCACGUUCAGUAGAUUUUCAUUCAUUUCGAGGUUCAUUUACUCCAGAAUUUUAUCCACGAAGAUUCGCUUUAAAAGAUUCAUUAUAUUCUCAAAGACUUGACCUAUUAGCUUUUUUAUUGCAAAACGCACUUCAUCGUUUCUUAACAUGUUUACCACCAAUUACAUAUUGCGAAUUUUCUGUCAGUUACACAGAUUUAAGUCGAGCAUGGGUAUUGGAUGUUUUAUCGACAUUUUCCACUUCUCAACAAUUGACUGGUACGUUUAAAACGCUAGUGAACAAUAAGAAUUUUCCGUGGCUUAAAACGCAGUUUUCUAAACAAAAUAUUGAUUAUCGGUUUUUGGCAGGAUUUAACCGUAAAAUAUCGAAGCUUAGUAAAGAUUAUUCAUCGGAUAGGGCACUCGCAUUUUUAUUUGAAGUUCCGCAUUAUGCAAUUUAUCUUAUGUUUCGAGAGUUUUAUAGAAGUGAUAAUCAGAGAUCUACUUUAUUGUUCACUGAACAGGUGGAACAACUGCAGCUACUAAUUGAGGAAGAAAAGAAAAAUUCACAUUUUUUUGACUGGGUAGUAGGAUUAGAUCUAUUUGGAGAUGAACUAGGAUAUCCAUAUUGUCCUUUUGUUGCGUAUGAGUUUCUAAGAUUUGUUCAAGAUGCCAGAAAAAAGAAUUCGAAUUUUGGCGUACGCAUUCAUUGCGCUGAGAAUGUGCCAUUUGUUCGCCCUGAACUACAUGGUUAUCGCCUCUUUGCAGCGCAUAUGUAUAUUGUUUAUCGCUCUCUUCAUUUCCUUAGACAGAAGUUAAAGCAGAACAUUCGUAUCGGUCAUGGUAUUGCCUUUGAUAAAUUACUUUCUAUUAAGAAUUAUAAAUAUCGAAAAUCUAGUGUACUUGUAGCAGAAAUGCAAAACGUUGGAUCAUUGUUGUCAUCGAUUCCGUUUGAAAUCAAUAUUACUAGUAAUAUUUAUCUGCUCGGUGAUGCCAUUAGAAAUGUAGAAAGUAAAAAACCUCUCAAUUAUUUGUAUGAAAUAGGUGUUCCUAUCGUUUUAUCAACAGACGAUGACGGAAUAUGGCCUAUUGACAAAUGUCCUUUAGAACAUCAGGCUCAUCACUCUCUAGCAGCGGAGUAUUGUCGUGCUAUUUCUACUCACUUUAUCACGCGAGAAGAUCAGUUGAGACUCAUGAUCGACAACACCAAAAAAUUCUGCUUUGCAGAUGACAAGAAUUUAGUACACUGUAAUACUAUGACAUUGGCAAAUUAUGUAAAUACUUGCACAGGCAACUAUUUUCCUACAGAUGUUAUCAUGCAUCCCAUGGUUUUUCGUACCUUUCUUUCUCAAGCGCAAAACGGUGGUCAGGUUACAGACGAUUAUAGAUGUUUCAAAUAUUAUCAAAAUAUUUAUGAAAGAAUGUCUCCUGAUAGCACUGACGACGAUUAUAGUAUAUCGAAAGAGUGUUGUAAGCGUGUCGCACCUAUAGCUGUAGCAUCUUUUUAUUUAACACGUUCAUUGUCUUUUGAAGAGUUCAAAAUAGAGUACGAUAUUUUGUUCAACGAUGAUUAUAGUAAAAAGACAUUCGAUGUAUGCGAAACUAUUUAUUCGCAAUUAAUGGACGAUACACCUAGUCAAUGUGUACGAACUCAAGUAAAGAUUGAUGGAAAAGAUUAUUUGUUUUUUUCUGAUCAAUUAGAUGAUUUUAGUCAAUCCCCUGAUUCUUUCAUGAAUACAAUAGAGAGAUUUAUUAUGCAUUGUAGUAAAACGGCUACAGUAUUUGCUUUCCUUUCGAGUAAUCAUUUGAAUGAUACAGAAAAAAUGUUAAAAAUAAAAAACAUUGAACAAAAAAUUAUAAAUAAAGACAUAAAAGUUUACAUUUUUACGAACUUCGAAAAAGAUUCAGUUCUUCGAGAUUUUAAGAGCAACAUAAUAUACAUCAACAAGAAACCUAAAGAACGCACAGAUCCUGACGAAGAACAAAUAGAAUGUGCGCUCUAUGCUGUUUGUCCGCACAGCGGUGUGGCAACGGCUGCUUUAACUUUCGUUGCCAAGAACAUGAAGAAAAACUUAGUGUUUGUACCACAACACAUACAACUUAUAAAUCUGAUUAUUCCAUUUUUACCAUUGCGUUUUGGCUAUCCAGAAGAUAGUAACGAAGAGGAACGUAAAAAGCAGUUUCUAAACCGUUAUAACAUAUCUGAUAGAAAAAUAGCAGAAAAAAUUACUGUUGAAAACAAUAAUAUCUGUAAAACUUUGUAUGAUCCUAAAUAUGAUUUAUUAUGUUCUGAAGUUAAAUACGCUGAUCAAAUAGAGAUGAAAAAUCUAAUAAAACUAAUAGACACACUUGAUAUAACACAAUUUCUUGAGAUUCUAAAGUUCUUGUGUAACUCGAUCAAAGAAUUAAAUUUGUGGCCUAGAUUUUUUGUGAUAAUAGAUUACGUGAGUGACUAUGAAUCAUAUGAAAAAUCUAAUGAUUUUCAGAAGAUUCCACUACGCAUGAUUAAAUUAGAACAUAAGUUACUUAUUUGCAGUAGGGCAGACUUAUUCGAAAAAAAGACACCAUCAACAGUAGACUGUUUAUGGUCUGUAGCUGUAAGUUGGAAUCCUCCACUGUAUUCGAAAAAUAGUCCGUAUGAAAAUCCCUGUAGUGAAUGGGUAACAUCUAUCAUAAAUAUUGAGAGACAGACUCUAAAUGAUACGUUUGGUCCCGAUACUUGGGAUCGUUUUUUAUAUAAAAUUAUUAUGGAAGCCAAAGAACGAGCUUGGCUCUGGUAUACAGUCAGGAGUUGGUGUGAUAUUAUUCACAACGCAUUCGCGUCAAAUACAGAGGAUCAGUUAAAGGCGUUUGCAGGAUUUUUAAAGAACAAUAACUAUAUUGACGAUUUUACAGCACUACUAAAGGAUGAAGAUCGUUAUAAAUUGGGGAAUUUAUGGCAAAUAGAAGUGAUAGAGAAACAUCAAGCAUAUACAGAUUUAAAGAAAAUUCAUUCUCUGGCGACAGCAGACGAAGUUUAG